Cryptomeria japonica (Japanese cedar) is the source of this 2496-nucleotide messenger RNA. Its product is annotated as flavonoid 3'-monooxygenase-like. The coding region runs from base 625 to 2175 and encodes 516 amino acids. The record is from RefSeq and is a predicted model, not a curated record. NCBI's taxonomy places the organism in Eukaryota, Viridiplantae, Streptophyta, Pinopsida, Cupressales, Cupressaceae. Gene Ontology annotation, molecular function: heme binding; iron ion binding; monooxygenase activity. The transcript is spliced from 3 exons.
UAAUUAAAUUAUAGAUUCUUUUUAAUGGAAUGGAAUUUUUUUUAUAGUCUAUGAAUGUCAGGUUACCUGUUUUAGAAUUUCUGGAUGAUUUGUAUCAUCUGAGACUAUUUGGCACUCUCAGUAUACAGAAGCAUCUUAUCUGUUUUAGGAUUUUGCAUCUUAUCUGUUUUAGGAUUUCUGGAUGACUUAUAUCAUAUGAGACUAUUUAGUACUCAGUAUAUAGAAGCAUCUAAUUAGAUUUCUAAUACAAGAUGUGCAUACCUUACCCUUCAAGAUUUGAACUGUGCUUUUUCCAAUAUAUUAGAUAUAUAUAGCUGUUUGAUAAAAGUGUGGUUCGAGCAGUAUAUUUGAAUUAUAUUGAGAUCAUAAGGCGCCUACAGAUUGUUGCAGUAAAUUAAACUGUAUUUAGAUUACGAGAUAUCUAUAUCUUAAACAGAAGGUUUAGGUUGCCAAACUUAAAUUCAAUAAUACUCGGUAGCACUUAUGCAUACGAAAUAUGAUUAUCCAAUUCAAUCAUUUCUGUAAAUGAUUAGUCCAGGGGCAUGAUUAUGCUUUAGAUUACAGUGAUCAUUCACUCUUUUCUGUUAGAAUUUUUAGCUCUUCUAUUGACAUAAUCUGCUACCCAUGAGAUCUUCCCCACUGGGGAUUGUGAUGGAAUUAGAGGACAUAAGGUUUGUAUGGUCCCUAGUGUUUGCUGUACUGGUAUGGGCACUUCUUAGAAGGAUAAGAAGCAAGCAUAGUCUGCCACCUGGACCAAUUCAAUGGCCUGUAGUGGGGUCCUUGUUCUCAGUGGGAUUCCGGUACAGGCAUAAAACCUUUGCUGAACUGGCCAACAAAUAUGGGCCCUUGAUGCAUCUCCGCCUAGGAGCCUCCAACAUUCUUGUUGUCUCCAGUCCCCAACUGGCCAUGGAAGUGCUCAAACACAGAGACUUGGAAUGGUCCUCCAGGCCUCCAUCAUCCGCUGGAAAAUACAUCGGAUUUGACUUCCAUUCCCUGGAUUUUGCGCCCAACGGCCCUCACUGGCGACAUCUCAGAAAAAUCUGUGUGACCCACUUGUUUAGUCCGGCUAGAAUAAAGAUGCAAGCAGAUAUCCGGAGAGAAGAAAUUUUGAAAAUGGUAGAUAAAAUUGCUACUGAUGGGUGUUCUGAGGGUUCUGUUGUUGAUAUGAGAAAGAUGUGUGAUUCUCUGGUGUUGGGUAUGGUGAAAAGAAUGUUGUUUGGUAACAAGUAUUCUAAUCCAGAGCAUCCCAUGGCCAAGGAGAUGGAGUUUUUUAUGGAGGAUGUGAAGGAAGCCAUGGUUCUCAUUGGUGCACUCAUUGUCAGCGACCUUGUUCCUGGCUUAGAUUGGCUUGAUUUGCAGGGCUACGAGCGCAGAAUCAGAAGGGUAAGCCAAAGACUAGAGAGGGUUUACAGGCUCAUCCUAGACGACCAUAGGAAAGAUCUGGAGAAGGAACAUGCCGAGGAAGCCAAGGAUUUUGUACACAUUUUACUAUCACUCGAAGGCGAAGAAAAGCUAACGGAAAAAUCUCUGAUGGGCUUAAUGACAGAUGUUUUCCUGUUCGGCAUAGACAUCACAGCGACCGGUAUCGAAUGGGCUAUGGCCGAGCUGAUCCAAAACCAGAGGGUUUUGAAAAAGCUCCAACUGGCAAUUGAUGGUGUCGUUGACGGCCGUUUAGUGGACGAAUCUGACGCCUGCCGAAUUUCUUAUUUAGAUUGCAUUGUUAAGGAAGCUCUCCGUCUUCAUCCACCGGUGCCGUUAACAGACCCACAUUAUAAUGAAGAAACAGUACAUUUAGGGGGCUACGACAUCCCAGAGAAGUUUGUUAUGUUUGUGAACAUUUGGGGGCUUGCACAUGACCCUAAAUUGUGGGAUGAGCCUUUUGAGUUUAGGCCUGAACGAUUUGAGGAAUGCCCAGACUCAAAUGUGUCUGGUAAUGACUUCAGAUUUAUACCAUUUUCUAGCGGGAGGAGAAAGUGCCCUGCAUCUAAUCUGGCAUAUUUGAAGAUUCAACAUGUUAUUGCUGUUCUGGUACAGGCAUUUGAAUGGUCUCUUCCGCAGGGGCAGCAACACAUAAAUAUGGAGGAAGGAUUUGGAGUUAUUUGUCCCAUGAAGGUCCCUCUGCUUGCAAUUGCUAAACCCCGCUUGGAUUUUCUAUGUGCUACUCCUAAGCCGUGAACUGGUCCAUUUCUUUCUCUUCAAAGUUUCACUAAAGCAAGUGAAGCACAUAGAAUUUAAGCUUCAUGUGUACAUAAAUCAUGUAAUUCUACUAGGCAUCCAUCGAUUUUUGCGAGUGUUCUGUUGUUCAGCCUGCAUCUCUCUUCACAUAAUGUCUUAUGUUGUACAAGAAUUUUGGUCUACAUUAAUCUUUGGUACACAGUUAAUGUAGAUUGCAAAUCUGAAGUUUGUAAAAAACACCAUAAAUUUGGUGGGACGUUGUUAUUAUGUGUAAUGUGAACAAGGAGUGAAGGAGCAUUCCACCAUUUAGUUUCCUCUUCA